Echinops telfairi (small Madagascar hedgehog) is the source of this 429-nucleotide messenger RNA. It is a transcript of the gene RNASE12, whose product is annotated as ribonuclease A family member 12 (inactive). The transcript has a single exon. Gene Ontology annotation, molecular function: nucleic acid binding. The coding region runs from base 1 to 429 and encodes 142 amino acids. The record is from RefSeq and is a predicted model, not a curated record. Lineage: Eukaryota; Metazoa; Chordata; Mammalia; Afrosoricida; Tenrecidae.
AUGGUGAUCAUUUUCCUGCUGCUGCUGUUCUGGGACAAUGAGAUGAACGAAGACCCUGAGAUAGCCACCUUAGAGCAGCUGCACGUGGACUACCCCCAGAGUGCUGUCGCCCUGCGGUACUGCAACGCCAUGAUCUUACACCGAGUCAUCAAGGAGCCGGACAACACCUGCAAACGGGAGCACGUCUUCAUCCACGAGAGGCCUCUGAAAAUCAACGCGGUGUGCACUUCUCCCCAGAAGAUGGCUUGCCCCAACCAUACUACCCUUUCCUGCUUCCAGAGCAGCAUAAGAUUCAAAAUGACGGUCUGCAGGCUCAUCAAAGGCACCAGGUAUCCUGCCUGCAGGUACCACCUUUCCUCCAAGGAGGGGUUCAUUCUUGUCACUUGUGAUGACAUCGGGGCAGUUAAUUUCCAGGGAUUUAUUGAAUGA